This is a messenger RNA of Balearica regulorum gibbericeps (East African grey crowned-crane), 679 nucleotides long. The record is from RefSeq and is a predicted model, not a curated record. NCBI's taxonomy places the organism in Eukaryota, Metazoa, Chordata, Aves, Gruiformes, Gruidae.
UUGAAGUCUCCUGGAGCGCUGCGGCCCCGACCUGCGCAGGAUGGACCCCGUUGUUCUCAGUUACAUGGACAGUUUGCUGCGGCAGUCGGACGUCGCUUUGCUGGAGCCCCCGAACUGGCUUAACGAUCGCAUCAUCGGGUUUGCCUUCGAGUACUUCGCCAACCACCAGUUCCAAGAAUUUAGUGAUCAGGUUUGUUUUAUCAGCCCCGAAGUGGCUCAGUUCAUUAAAUGUGCCCUUAGUCAGGAAGAAAUAGCCAUAUUCCUUCAACCGCUGGAUCUUCUCCACAAGAAACUGGUGUUCUUGCCUAUCAACGAUAACUCCAACCAGGUCGCUGGAGGCACCCACUGGAGCUUACUGGUUUAUUUCAGGGACAAAAAGUACUUCGCCCAUUACGAUUCCCACAGUAAAUGCAAUUCUGUCCACGCCAAGCAAGUGGCGGGGAAGCUGGAAGCUUUUUUGGGCAAGAGAGGGGGCAAAGCGACUUUCGUGGAGGAGAAGGCGCCCGCCCAGCAGAACAGCUAUGACUGCGGGAUGUACGUGAUCUGCAACACGGAGGCUCUGUGUCAGGGAUACUUCAGGGGUCGGCCAGAGCCUUUGCUGCAGCUCCUCACCCCCUCCUACAUCACGCAGAAGAGAUCGGAGUGGAAAAAUCUCAUCGCGAAACUGGCGCAGAAGUGA